AUGUGUGAGGCGACCGUGGAGCCCAACAUCUUCAGCUACAGCGCUGGAAUCAGCGCGUGCGAGAAGGGCGAGCAGUGGCAGCCGGCGCUGGCGCUGCUGAGCGAGAUGCGAGAGGCGAAGGUGUCGCCCGACGUCAUCUAUACCUACAGUGCUGGGAUCAGCGCGUGCGAGAAGGGCAAGAAGUGGCAGCUUGCUCUUGGGCUGCUCAGCGAGAUGUGUGAGGCGACCGUGGAGCCCAAUAUCUUCAGCUACAGCGCUGGAAUCAGCGCGUGCGAGAAGGGGCGAGCAAUGGCAGCCGGCGCUGGCGCUGCUGCGCGAGAUGCGGGAGGCGAAGGUGUCGCCCAACGUCAUUAG
This is a messenger RNA of Prorocentrum cordatum, 354 nucleotides long. The record is from the annotation of a GenBank genome assembly. Lineage: Eukaryota; Dinophyceae; Prorocentrales; Prorocentraceae.